This is a messenger RNA of Oryza sativa Japonica Group (Japanese rice), 783 nucleotides long. Its product is annotated as PLAT domain-containing protein 3. The record is from RefSeq and is a predicted model, not a curated record. Gene Ontology annotation, molecular function: protein binding. Lineage: Eukaryota; Viridiplantae; Streptophyta; Magnoliopsida; Poales; Poaceae.
UGGGGGAGCAUGCAAUACCACAGCAAAUCACUCCACUCCUCCACUCAUACACCACCACACUGCACACACACCCAACAAAGAUGAAGCUUACCAUGAAGCUUUCCAUCGCCCUGGCCUGCUUCCUCUUCUUCCUCGCGGCGGCGACCACCGCCUCCGCGCAGUGCACGUUCGAGAUCCUCGUCAAGACCGACGGCCGGAGGAACGCCGGCACCGACGCCCGCGUCUCGCUGCAGGUGCGCGCCGCCAGCGGGCCGACGCUGACGAUCACCAACCUGGAGUCGUGGGGCCAGAUGGCCGCCGGCCACGACUACUUCGAGAAGGGGAACCUCGACCGGUUCAGGGGCGCCGGCGCCUGCAUGCCGUCGGAGCCCUGCAACAUGGUGCUCACCUCCGACGGGUCCGGCAACAAGCCCGGGUGGUACGUGAGCUACGUGAUGGUGACGCAGCUCGGGCAGGGGAGCCUCCCGUCGAUGACGCACCGGUGGGCGGUGGAUCAGUGGCUGGCCAUUGACGAGGCACCGCACAUGCUCACCGCCGAGCGGAGGGGCUGCGGCAUUGGCGCAGCGGCGCCAUGAUCAUCGAGGUAGCUGCCUAUAGCUCCAUCGACCAGUGUUGUCUCUGCGUGCAUCAGCAUGCUAGUAACUUAAAUUAAUAAUAAGUUCCAGGUCUAAGCCCUGUACUAUGUGUGGGGCACAGUGUCUGCUUUGCCAAUGUAACGUGAUCAUAAUAAGUCAAUUCAAUUCAGAGAGUGAAUUGCAGUUUGUGCCAUCUUUCGUUAACAAA